Molecule: messenger RNA, 2461 nt
Organism: Branchiostoma floridae (Florida lancelet)
Lineage: Eukaryota; Metazoa; Chordata; Leptocardii; Amphioxiformes; Branchiostomatidae
Product: PHD finger protein 14-like
Exons: 23
Coding region: 130-2433 (767 amino acids)
Biological process (GO): regulation of transcription by RNA polymerase II
Source: RefSeq, a predicted model, not a curated record
UUUGACAGGCAGCUGAGAAAUCUCAAACAAAGAGCGGGUUUCAAAGCUCUGCGCUGACAAAGCAAAGCAGAUACAGGAACUCAAGGAAUUUCAGAUUCCAGAACUGUGAAGCUGUGACCUUGGUGCAACAUGUCGGACCAAGGUCGUUCAGACGAUGAGGGCAGCGAUGUUCCAGAUGACGUCGGGUUCCUGUUCCGAGCCAUGUUGGAACGUGACCCCCGUAAGCGUCGUGUGAAGCCCGUAGAGUCCCACCUGCUGCAGGUGGCCUUCGGGUCAGACGACAGUGACAACGACAGCGACUACCAACUGGACCCCGGCAGAGAUGCGGGCGGGAGUGGUUCUGAGAGCGCGGCUGACAGUGGUUCAGCGGACAGUGGGAGUUCUGAUGGCGGCGAGGACGAAGAAUCCGACAACAACAGCGCUGUGUCCAGCAGCUCUCGGUCACUGAACAUGGCCAAAAUGGUGGAGGCUGUCAGGCUUAGACAAGCACAGUCGAGUGAAGUGCAGCUGUCUGGCCACCUGAAGGUUCUGAUCUGCUCCAUAUGUCUGGGGAGUGUCAGUGAGGAAGAUGAUGAGAUUGUGGAAUGUGACAACUGUGGCAAUGCCGUCCAUGAAGGUUGCUAUGGUGAGCAUGUGAGUGACAGCGCAUCCACCUCCAGCUCCCAGAGUUCCUCUUCCACGGAGCCCUGGUUCUGUGAUGCCUGCAGGGCAGGGGUCAAACCGUCCUGUGAGCUGUGCCCUAAUAUGGAGGGGAUCUACAAGCAAACAGACGCUGGCAGAUGGGUGCAUGUGGUCUGUGCUCUGUACAUUCCUGGUGUGGCUUUCGGAGAUGUGGAAAAACUCAGUCCUGUUACCCUGGCCGAGAUGCCGUACUCCAAGUGGGGCGCAAAGGACUGCUGUCUAUGUGAAGACGAGAGAUUCAGCAGGACAGGCGUGUGUAUUGGCUGUGAUGCAGGCAUGUGCAGAAACUACUUCCAUGUUACAUGGACAUUGCAGAUCCGUUCUUCGCCCUCUGAUAUUGCAGACCCGUUCUUCGCCCACUGUAAACUGCAUGUGGACAGAGAUACCAUGAAACAGAAGAGACAACAUUGGAUGGCCAUGCAGUCCUCUAUCAGACAGGCACAACAGAGGAUACAGGCAGCUUGGGAGUCUAACAAGGAUCGUUUCAGCCGAAAGCUGCAGCACUCCCAGCAGAGGUACCAGCGCGCCAUGAGGAACCUCUUCCAUCCAUGGUCAUCUUCUGAGAAGCUGCCCCGCUUGCUGACCACCAGCCCAUCAGCGUAUCGCAGAUUACUGAGGAAGGCUGACCUCAUGGGGCUGUCCUCACAGGUUAUGGAACACAGCACCAGCUAUACAACAGUAGACGUGCGGAGGAGGUGGCACAUCCAGCCCGCCAUCUCACCCGAGUUUGCUCUCUACUAUCUAGGUAACACUCUGACUUUUCUCCUAGACUUGAGUUAUUGGUUGUUUCCUCACACAGACCGUAACACCCGCGUGGAGUCUCUGAAGCUGAAGCUGGCGGGACUUCUGUCGGAACACGACAAACUCAUGGAGACGGAGACAUCGCUUAGGGAGAAGUACGACAAGCUGUCAGGAGAAGUAGAGACUCUCCAGUCCUCCACCAGCGAGCUACAGACACAGGGGGUCUCCUUAUGGACACGUCUUGGGGAGAUCACCGGCAAGAAACUGGUCCUUCCCAACGUCUUAAAGCCUCCCAAGUCUCCUCGGAAGGAGCCAAGAAGGGACAGCCUAAAGUCUCAGCCAGUCAUCCACCAGUGUGGCAUCUGUAAGCAGACAAGUGAUCAGCACCUGCUGGCCAAGUGUGACACCUGCCGCCUGUUUUACCACCUGGGCUGCCUGGACCCUCCACUGACCAGGAUGCCCAAGAAAACUGCAACCAUCGGAUGGCAAUGUUCGGAGUGCGCCAGCAGUUCCGAAAGUGACGCAUCGUCCGCAGCCACACCCGAGGCAGGGAAUGAUGGGACACGGCGUACAAGGCGCCAGAUCAAGGAACCAAUCAAAUUCACCCCUCAGCCAAUCAAAAAGGGCCUGAAAAUGAAGGGCCACCGAACCAAGUCCUCUAAGAAAAAGUUGAAGACAUCUGAAGUCAGGGAGAAGGAAGGGGAGCCAAAGGAGCCAGAGAAGCGUCGCGAGCGUCGUGUGCGAGACACGGACGUGAGGACAGAAUGCUGCGUGUGCUGGCAGACUGGGGAUAACGCCUGCCUUGUAAGGUGUGAUGACUGCCAGCUGUGUUUCCACUUCGCCUGUCUGGACCCGCCGCUCACACGAUCCCCAAAGUGCUUCGGCUACGGAUGGGUCUGUCAGAACUGUGACGUGUCGGAGGAAGACGACCCCAUGCCAACUCCUCCCAAGAAAGCCAAGGUGCAUCUUACUGAGAAGACAGAGGACAAGGAGGAUGAGAAGAUGUCUUAGGAGAAGGUUGCUUACAGAUACUUUAGUU